UUCCAUUAAAGCUGCUCUUGACAAAUUGGACCAUGUCGCGUAGAUUUUCUUCCGAAGGAUGCCUUUUUGUAGGCAGACUAGGCAAAAAUUGUAGAGUACGAGACUUAGAAGAUGUCUUUGAACCAUAUGGAAGAAUGUCAAGAUGUGAAAUAAAAUAUGGCGCUGAGAUGGCUUAUGCUUUUGUUGACUAUGAAGACAGAAGGGAUGCAGAGGAUGCAAUACGGUAUGAGAAUGGGCGCGAUGUAGCAGGAUCAGCCAUCAUCGUAGAGUUUGCAAGGGGUGCCCCCAGAAGGGCUGGGGCCAGUGGGGGAGGCGGCGGGGGCAGGGAAGUCAGAGAGAGAAGCAGGGGCAUGGAUGAAUGUUACCGGUGUCACCGAUCAGGCCACUGGGCCAGGGACUGCCCAAAUGACAAUUCUUAUGGUUUUCGUAGACCAAACAACAGAAGGUCCCGGUCAAGGUCACCAAGAAGGAGAAGUCAUUCCCGCUCCCGGGAUAGGAGGUCAAGGAGUAGAAGCCGCAGCGGAAGGCGUCGUCGUAACUCACCUAGUAGGAGCCGCAGUGCUUCAGGAUCUAAGUCCCGCAGUCGAUCCAGGAGCAGGUCCAGGUCACCAGUUGGUCAGAAUGGCAAAGCUAGUCGUUCCAGGAGCCGAUCAGCGGACUAGAAUAUGGUCGUGACUUCAACACUAUCAUCACAGAUAACUUCAUUCUCCACCCUCACCCCUCAUCAUACUCCCAUGUUAUGGCUGAAGACAUUUAUAACUUCACAAAGACAUUCAUCACAGACUUGCAACUAGACAGUAUUGUCAAUGUGCUAUUUCAUGUAUUGUUUGUGGUCUCAUCAGUUACAUGUAAUUUGUACAAUUCCAGCAAUCAUAUUUUAAAUAUCUGUGGUUUUAUUUCAAAUCCAGUGAAAGAAAUUCAUGAUUACAUGUAGCAUUAUGCAUCUUCAUUUUCCUAAGUUUUUGUUUUUACCUUUUUAAAAUUUAGUAUUCAAUUGAACACAAGUUCAUUUUUGUGAUAAGACCAAUCACACCUUGACGCCUUGUCACAAGUAUUAAGCCAAAAAUAAUUGAAAAGCACAUGAAAUAAAUACUGAAAGACAG
Messenger RNA from Mya arenaria, 1103 nucleotides. RefSeq lists its product as uncharacterized. Gene Ontology annotation, cellular component: nuclear speck. Lineage: Eukaryota; Metazoa; Mollusca; Bivalvia; Myida; Myidae. The record is from RefSeq and is a predicted model, not a curated record. The transcript is spliced from 7 exons. Bases 33 to 662 code for a protein of 209 amino acids. Gene Ontology annotation, molecular function: zinc ion binding; mRNA binding. Gene Ontology annotation, biological process: mRNA splicing, via spliceosome.